Messenger RNA from Miscanthus lutarioriparius, 1524 nucleotides. The record is from the annotation of a GenBank genome assembly. Lineage: Eukaryota; Viridiplantae; Streptophyta; Magnoliopsida; Poales; Poaceae.
AUGCCUAGACCAGAUUCCUUCUCCAUCACCCUUUUCCCCGUCCCCGUGAAAGGUGAGACCAAGCAACCAAGACGACCACCACCACCUACUAAUAAUCGCCGCCGGAGUGCUUCACGUGUGCUGCAGCUUCUCACCGGCCACCGCCCCUCUGAGAUUCUGGACAGGACGGCUCUCAACAUCAUCGACUACGCAUACACGGCGCUGCUCGAGAUCGCGCCGCCCGAGGGCAGCCAGAGCGUCGUCGAGGUCAGCGCGCCCGUCGACCCCGCCGACCCAUACUCGCCUCUGGUCCACGUCGACGCCAGCUCCACGCACUGCCGCAUCCGCCUGCCCUACAGCCGCUGCGCCCUCGCAGGAGGACCAGACGACGGGCGUACGUGCGUCGAGCAGAUCAAGAAUAAUCACCCGGGUCCCUCUCCCUCCUGCGCAACUCUCAGCGUCUCGCCGGCGGCGGUCCACCUGCUGGCACGCGUCGUCGGCGCCGGGGACCGGAAAGUCCGAUGGAGGUUCGUGGACACCCGAACGGACGCGUCGUCCGAGGGACUGCUCACGGUGCUGCGGACGAUCGGGUCGCUCCUGGAGGAAGCGAUCUCGCGGGAGACCACGCUGCUUGAGAUGGUGAGAGCGAGCGGCUUUGGCAGGAGCCCCAAGGUGGACGGGAUCGUCACGGUGCGCACGGCUUUGGAGGAGAUGAGAGGGGUGCUGGACGUCGACGCGAUGAUCACGCACAGGAGGCGCCAGAAGCGCUGCCGCCGUGUCCGAGAGAUCAACUGUCCGCCGGCGGCCGAGAUGGCGGCGGAUGCAGAGAUGCUGACGGAUAGGAUGAGAACACUACACGUGGAUGAGGUGCAAGAUGAUGCAGAGGUGCUGGCCAAGAGGCUGAGGACGCAAUCCAGAAUUGGAGACUGGCUUGCUUCCAAGGUCUCCGGAAUCCGGAUGAAGAACAGCAUAGAAACUAGGUUAUUUUCUGUACUAUUAGCUAUUACUAGAGAUGCUGUGCUUUCAGUUCAGGAGAAUUUCAGUGAACAACAUGAUUUACCUAGAUUUCGGACACACAGUGCAAGGAGCAAGGAGGCAUGGACUAGUAUGGUUGGUCAAUUCAAUUCAAGGUUUACUUUAGCCUUCACCGUUGCUCAAGUCGUUAUGCCGAAGGAAGAAGUUGCCAUGGAAUGGACCAUGCGAGCAAGGCAAAAGUAUGUUCAGAAGUUCCUGCAUUGCAUUCACUGCCACUGCAAUGUACCUGAUGCUGAUGGUGCAUCAGCCUUGCAUUUUGAUGUCGAGGGGACUAGGGAUGAUACUCUAAUUGGUUUGGUGAUGAUGAAUUCAGUCCUUCAUCAAGUAAAAGACUUUACUUUUAAUGCAUCACCAGAAGAAGCACAUCCACCAAAUUCCUCAAAUUUAGAGACAUUUGUUCCAGAACAGUUCCUAGAAACUCAACGUCACACUUCCUGGCCAUCUAGCAGUUCAACUCCAGAGUCGGUUGAUGCUAGGCGAGCCAAAAAAACAGAAAACCAGCCAGACUAA